Molecule: messenger RNA, 912 nt
Organism: Coprinopsis cinerea okayama7#130
Lineage: Eukaryota; Fungi; Basidiomycota; Agaricomycetes; Agaricales; Psathyrellaceae
Exons: 3
Coding region: 1-912 (303 amino acids)
Source: RefSeq, a predicted model, not a curated record
AUGCCGCCUAUCCGCACACAGGACAAUGUAGAGCCAGCCAAAAAUCAAACCCGAGGGAACCGGAAACCAAACAUCCCUCGCGGUAACUUUGAAGAAGUCAACGCACGCUGUCAACGAGCUCAGGAGGAAGGCGGCAAAAUCAAGGCCACCAUUGACUCUUAUCUCGGUCACAUCCGGCGUGCUCAAGGGUGGCUAGCACCCAUCGUUGCAGAGGAGAAGAGACGGGCGAUGGAGUGGGAGAUGGAGAAAACCCAACAUUGCAUCAAUGAGGCACCAACCACGGGCAGGAAGAGUGCAAUGCCGGAAGACAUGCAUUUGGCUUUCACCGAUGAGCCUCGUGAAUGCACGCCGCAAGCAAUCCGAAUGUCCUCCAUAUCCGCAACCAAGUCCACCUCACCACCACACCCGUAUCCACCUGUCUAUCAUCAAACUCCUGCUUCCGACACGCCAUACAACUCAGUACUGUCCCACCCAGUGCCCUUGUAUCAAUCAAACACCGACAAGCGUCAAACCAUCCACCGAAAACCAAACCAGCCGUCCCCAUCCCCUCCUACUGUCACAGUAUUCAACACUCAAUCCCUCGUCAUUAUUCCAGAAAUCCGUGGGAUGGGUCCUGAUGCAUGGCGCCAGGUUGUGAGAGAUUGGGACUUCCCUGAUCCUUCUCGUAACCAUCGUCGCCCGCUCAAAGAGCUGAGCAAGGGAGAUGUCCCCCAGAAGCAACGCCAGCUCUACCACCUCCGGAAAGUAAUUGCUGAAGAGUUCAUCAAUGUCUACGCUUGUGAUGAGGCAAGAUUCCUUGCUGACUACCCUUCAUAUGUGAAGGGAUGUACCCCGCUCUUCAACGCCAUCCGCAAGAAGUACCAGGAAGCGGGUACUGUGGCUCGAAGAAAUCGAGGCCCUCAUGUCUACUAG